AUGACCGUCAGAUCGACCGUAGAUCUUUCGCUGAGCGUCGCUCCUUAGCCGCAUUUUCCAAACGUGCCUCCACACCCGAAACCCCUAGAAAAGGUCAUACGGAAACUGCCCACCGAAAUGAAGGACGAAGAAGGGGAUGUCGAUGAUCAACAGCCAAAAAAAUCGAAAGUUGGCCCCAUAUUUCGCGGAAGUGCUAGACCUCCGGAUAAGUGGGGAAGGAAAGAAAACGAAGAGCUAGAGAACCUUCGUCGCAAUCUUGAACCGCCAAAGUACAUCGAGCAGGUGAAGAUUGAAGGAGCAAAACCUCCAAUGGAGCCGGUGCCGGUAGACGAGUCCAUACUUCAAGAAGCCGAGCAACAACCGGAAGACGAAGAGGAAUAA
Messenger RNA from Soboliphyme baturini, 381 nucleotides. The record is from the annotation of a GenBank genome assembly. NCBI's taxonomy places the organism in Eukaryota, Metazoa, Nematoda, Enoplea, Dioctophymatida, Soboliphymatidae.